Molecule: messenger RNA, 348 nt
Organism: Rotaria sp. Silwood2
Lineage: Eukaryota; Metazoa; Rotifera; Eurotatoria; Philodinida; Philodinidae
Source: the annotation of a GenBank genome assembly
AUGCUCGGUCAAUUACAAAUGAAAAUGAUUGAUAUACAAACAUCAUUAAAAAAAUCUACAGGACAAAUUGAAGGACUUAAACGUGAAAUUCAACGUUCAAAAUUAACUGAUAAAGAAAUCAAUACACUGAAAUCUGAAACACCAAUGUUUAGUCCUGUUGGUCGAAUGUUUGUAUUACAUACUAAAGCAGAAAUUCGUGAACAAAUUGAAAAGAAAAUAAAGACAUGUGAAGAUGAUAUAAAAAAACAAGAAGCAACAAAAACAUUUUUAGAAAAACAAAUGCGUGAUUGUGAAACACAAUUUAAAGAAAGAUUUGCAGGAGCAGGAGGAAAAAAAACACGUUCAUAG